Acaulospora morrowiae is the source of this 146-nucleotide messenger RNA. The record is from the annotation of a GenBank genome assembly. NCBI's taxonomy places the organism in Eukaryota, Fungi, Glomeromycota, Glomeromycetes, Diversisporales, Acaulosporaceae.
AAGCUAUUGAGGAAAUUAUUCAAUCUCAAGGAACAAUUAAAAAUGCAUGCAAGAAAAUAGUUGAUAGAUAUAACACUUCAACUUACCAAAUUUAUGAAUCUGGAAAAGGCAUGCCCAAGGAUUGUCUCAGCACAAGCAACAAAUGA